AUGGAACAUGUAACAAUAUUUCAUAGUGAACUUUCAUCCGAUAAAAUAAAACGAUUGUUUAAUUAUACACCUCGUUUGAAACGUCUUUCGGUGAAAGUUAUGAAUUUGCCCAACAAUAAUUAUAUAACAUCUUCACAUCCAAAACUAAUUCAAUUAAAUAUGCACUUUCCUUACAGUAUAAGCAUUUCGACAAUACCAGAUUUCUUGAAAAGUAUGCCUAAUUUACGUCAUUUGGAGAUCAACCUAAGACAUAAUCUAAUCAAUGGUCAUCAAUGGGAACAUGUCAUUCGUAAUUACUUACCGAAACUCAAAACAUUCCGAUUAGAAAUGAGAUGUGUUCCUCGUGGCAAUCAAAUUAUACAAGAACAAGCUGACAACUUAUUUGAUUCAUUUCGAAAUUCAUUUUGGAUUGAUGAAAAACAAUGGUUUGUCCGAUGUUUUGUAGGAAAAGGUGUCAUUUCUCUUAACACUCUCUCUAACAAGCCUGAUGAAUACGAAGAAAUUAUUUCAGGUCUACAUAAAUACACAUGUUCAGAUGAUGAUUAUCGAAAGUAUUAUAGUUGCAUGACUACAAUCGAUGAUAUCACAUUUUUCAAUCAUCCAAUUCCAUCUAACAUUCGUCUAUCGAAUAUCACAUACCUUUGUAUAAAACUUCCCGUCAAUGCUCAAUUUUGGUCAAUUGUUCCAAAUUUAAACAAGCUAAAGACACUUGUUCUAUCAUCCUAUGAUGAUACUAUGGAAUCAGAAUUACAAGCUAUAUUAGAUCGAGCACCUUACCUAACUAUACUGACUAUUCAUCAAGAUGCAUCAUUAUCUAUACAAAUGUCAUUAUUCAAAUAUACAAAUCCAUCCAUUCGUGAACUUGAUUUAACAAAUUAUGUUCAUUAUUUCAAUGAAAAAGAGUGUCUUCUAUUAAGUCAUUCAUCAUUAGGUAUUCAAUGUGAAGUACUUUCUAUUCGAAUUAAUAAUCGUGAAAAUAUCAUUACUCUUGUCAAAAAUAUGAUCAAUCUUCGAAUAUUACGAAUUUAUCGAAGUGAUGAAGAGGAUUCAGAUCAUAUAUAUUUAAAGAGUAACAAUGAUCGGCCAUUUCUUGAGGGAGACAACAUAAAUUCUAAUGAACUUAUUCAAUGGUUAAAAGAUCAAUUGCCAUCAACGUGUGUAGUUGUUAAGGAUUUACAUUAUGUUCACAAUAUUUUAAUAUGGAUCUAA
Rotaria sp. Silwood1 is the source of this 1209-nucleotide messenger RNA. The record is from the annotation of a GenBank genome assembly. NCBI's taxonomy places the organism in Eukaryota, Metazoa, Rotifera, Eurotatoria, Philodinida, Philodinidae.